Molecule: messenger RNA, 3915 nt
Organism: Lottia gigantea (owl limpet)
Lineage: Eukaryota; Metazoa; Mollusca; Gastropoda; Lottiidae
Exons: 7
Coding region: 138-746 (202 amino acids)
Molecular function (GO): GTP binding; GTPase activity
Source: RefSeq, a predicted model, not a curated record
AAUCGGAAGAAGGAAGCCAUCUUUAUUUGCAGGCGUAUUUGUCUGCUUACGUAGAUAUUGAAAAAAGGCUGGUAUUUACAGACUGAACCAAAUUGUCCCAUUUUAAUUGAAGAUUGUGUUCAUAUUAAUUGUCUAAAAUGAAUCCAGAAUAUGAUUAUUUGUUUAAACUCCUGCUUAUUGGUGAUUCUGGUGUAGGAAAAUCCUGUUUACUUUUAAGAUUUGCUGAUGACACAUACACAGAAAGUUAUAUCAGUACUAUUGGAGUAGAUUUUAAAAUUCGUACCAUAGAAUUAGAUGGUAAAACAAUCAAAUUACAAAUUUGGGAUACAGCUGGACAAGAAAGAUUUCGUACUAUAACAUCUAGUUAUUAUAGAGGAGCUCAUGGUAUUAUUGUCGUAUAUGAUGUUACAGAUCAGGAGUCUUUCAAUAAUGUAAAACAAUGGCUACAAGAAAUAGAUAGAUAUGCUAGUGAGAAUGUUAAUAAGUUACUAGUUGGUAAUAAAUGUGAUUUAACAGCUAAAAAGGUUGUGGAUUACACCACAGCUAAGGAAUAUGCUGACCAGUUAGGAAUUCCUUUCCUGGAAACUAGUGCCAAGAAUGCCACAAAUGUUGAGCAGGCAUUUAUGACAAUGGCUGCAGAGAUCAAGAAUAGAAUGGGCCCAGUGACUGCCGCAUCUGAACAUAAACCAUCAGUGAAAAUUAAUUCCAGUACUCCGGUCAAACAAAGUGGCGGUGGAUGUUGCUAAAAAUAGCCUAAUCUAGUGAGCGGACUUUAUCUAAACUAACAGAAAAAAAAAACAGCCAACUCUUUACAAUGUCAUGGGACAAUCUAAUUUGAAUGUGGACACACUGGCUAGAAUCCAUGAUGUUAUAAACAGCUACAGAAUUAUUUUACUUUAAUAUUAUUAUUUUUUUUUUUUUCUUUUUCGUGGGUGAGAAAGUCAAUUUUAUUUUAGUGACUGAAUUACAAUUGACUUUUUCAUUGUCAAAGUUGGGAUAUAAAUAUUAUGAAAUGUAAAGAUCAUAUAGACUGUAAGAGAUAGACAGUUUUGUUGAUAUUAAUGAAAGCUGUUUCAUACAAGACCAAUAUUAGGUGUAACUCUGUGGGAUGGAAGUGUGUACUUGAUUUCAUGUUUAUUAUUAUGACGUCGUCAUUAAAUUCUUAACAAAUAUUAUGAAGAGGAGAUAUCUUUUUAUGUGGAAGAAGAAAAUAAUUAUUUAUUCAUGCCCCCACCCUUUAAUUCUCCCUUUUCAUUCAAUGUACAAAUUAUUAAUAUAACUUUUAGUUUUUUUUUGUUAAGAUUUCUUAUUAAUAUAUAUUAUUAAAGCUCUUUAUUUAAGUUUGUAUCUAUUUUGCUGCAUUUGAAACCAAAAAUGUUCUUCGAAAUUGUCGAUUGAAGUGCAGGCAUUGAAAUGGUGAAAUAUUAUUAGUCUUUAGCCACCUGGUGUAGAUAUCAUUCCUUCAUGUUGUAAAUUUAAAUUUUCAAAAUUUGAUGUGUACAGUAUAUUUUGCAGACUGUCUGUGGAAAAAAAUGAGCAAAAAUUUAGAAAAUUUCAUUGAUUUGGGAUGAUUUUAUCAAGUUUAAGUGUACAAUGACAAUAUCUUGUGAUAUUUGAGUUAUCUCUCUUAUAUUGUGUUAUGUCCAUUUUAUUAAAAAAAAAAUAUGAAGAACAAUUUUGUUUUCCUUUUUUUGUGGUUCCAAAUAUUGAUUUUCUCAUACAAUUUGAUAUAGGGCUGGGCGAUAUUGGUUCACAUUGAUAUCACGAUGUAGGUAUAUAUCUGAACAAAAAUUUUAUAUCGCGAUAUUUGCCAUUAAUGUUAAUAUGGUGAUGUUUUGGUAUUUUUAAAGCAGACAUAACCACAUGAAUUCCUUAUGUGAAACUAGUAUAUCACCCAGCCCUUGUAGUAAAGCAUUCCAAAAUCAAUCCAUUACAUUUCUUUCUGGUUUUAUCAAAUUUACAGUCAUAGUUAUUUCGACCAGGGCUUAUUCCAGGCAAGCUGAUUUUCGAUUUGAAUAUUUCUAUUCCCAAGAGCUCUUGUUGUUUUCAUAUGUUUCAAAUGAUUUAGAAACCAAAAUUUGAACUGGAAAUGAAAUCCAACUCGCUGGACAGGAUUGUGUAAUCCAAAUUUUUUAACCCCUCCUCCUUUAUACUUUAAACUUGGUAAUUCAAAAAAUCUUGACUAGGACGUAAAACUCCAUUCAUUUCAUUCAUAAAGUCUGAGAUGUUACCAGAAUUGACCGUGACAUUAAUUAAAUAAUACAGGAAUUUUAUACGAGCAAAAUCAGCUCCAAACACUUAGAUUUUGGAAAAUAUAGCUAAAUGUUUCACUUAGUUGGAAGGCAUCAUCUGGUUUUGAUUUUUACUAUGUGGCCUGUAUAAAAUUUUGCUUUUGAUUUGAUGUAUAUUUUAAAUAUCAGUGACUGUGCACCUGAAUGUAAAUUUAUGUUGGAAUUUAUGCCAAGUCUUCUUCCUUGAUUCAACGUAACCUAUCCUUUAUGCUUUUGUUAAAUUAAAGUGCAGUUAUGUCCCUUGAACUUUACAGACGACAUUGGUUUCCAACGUUUUAGACUUGAGGGUCUCUUACCCCAACCUAGUUCAUGUGCCAGCUUAGUUUUAAUUCAGAACAGGUUCAUAUUUAUUCAUAACAAGGUCAUGUUUAGUCAGAGCAGAUUCCUGUUUAUUCAUAACAGAUUCCUGUUUAUUCAUAACAAGGUCAUGUUUAGUCAGUGCAGAUUCCUGUUUAUUCAUAAAACAAGGUCAUGGUUAGUCAGAGCAGAUUUCUGUUUAUUCAUAACAAGGUCAUGGUUAGUCAGAGCAGAUUCCUGUUUAUUCAUAUCAAGGUCUUGUUUAGUCAGAACAGAUUCCUAUUUGUUUAUGGCAAGGUCAUGCUUAGAGCAGGUUCCUGUUUAUUCAUAACAAGGUUUUGUUUAGCUAGAACAGAUUCCUAUUUGUUUAUAACAAGGUCAUGUUUAGUCAGAGCAGAUUCCUGUUUAUUCAUAACAAGGUCUUGUUAAGUCAGAACAGAUUCCUAUUUGUUUAUAACAAGGUCAUGUUUAGUCAGAGCAGAUUCCUGUUUAUUCAUAACAAGGUCUUGUUAAGUCAGAACAGAUUCCUAUUUGUUUAUAACAAGGUCAUGUUUAGUCGGAGCAGAUUCCUGUUUAUUCAUAACAAGUUCUUGUUUAUUCAGAGCUGGGUUCUAUUUAUUCGUUCUUGUUUAUUCACAAUUGAAUUCUCCUUACUCAGAACUCUUACCUGAUUAUGUUACUAUUUGUUCAAAAGCAGUUACUUUAGUUUUAAACAGGAUCCUGUUCAUUUACAAUUAUUCCUGUUUCUUCAGAACUCUUGCUUGUAAUUCCUUUUAUUCAGGUCCUUGCUAUUCUUAGAUCAGGUUCUGCCUAAGCUAAAUCAAUCACGUUUUAUAUAAAAGAAAUGGUACAUGCGUUCUUUUCAGAGCCUUUAUACUUUCAAACUUCAAGUCUCCUUUAGAGAGUAGGAUCAUAUUUGUUAAGACAUGUUCCUAUCUAUGUAGAAUUAUCCAAUUACAUGUAUUUCUAUAUUUAUUCCUGCCACGUUAUCGCUAGCUUCUGGGUUUGUAUUUAAAAAAGACAAGUAAUCUUACACUAUUAUCGGAAAUAAAAAUUGUAUAUAUAUGUAAAUGUACAAUUGUUUUAUUAUAUUAUUUGUUUUCAUAUAUUUAUAUGGAUGUUAUGAUCGCAGGGUCAUAGACUUCUUGGUAGUCCUAAUUUCCAACGCUUUGCAAUACUUAUUGGAGACAUUAGUCCCCAUCAUUUGGCCGCAAGCAUAUUAGUACCCAUCAUUUGGCCGAGAACACAUUAGUCCCCAACAUUUGGCCAAGAACACAUUAGUCCCCUUCAUUUAGCCGCGGACACAAUCAUGUCCCCAUCAUUUGGC